Linepithema humile (Argentine ant) is the source of this 1263-nucleotide messenger RNA. RefSeq lists its product as uncharacterized. NCBI's taxonomy places the organism in Eukaryota, Metazoa, Arthropoda, Insecta, Hymenoptera, Formicidae. The record is from RefSeq and is a predicted model, not a curated record.
GCUGUUGCAGCAGUGUUGUAGCAGGAUCGUGCGCGUGCGAUUUAUAUUUGAUUUAAAAUUCUUAACUAUAAGCUGCUGUCAUUUAUUUGGAUAAAAUGGCCAUUCAACAUCGAUUUUUAUUACUAAUUUAUACUUUAUGCUAUGUUGCAAUAAUUCAUGGCUAUUUAUUGGACAUAAAUGAUGCUGAAACGUGCAAUUUGCUAUGUGGACAAUGUAAUGCUUCCGGCGUAUUUGCGAACGGUCUCUGUGAAUGCAGUUUCACUGACAAUAAUAAUGAAGGUGCAGAAUGCAUACAGCGGAUACAGAAAGAAAUUCAGGAUAUCGAUCUGAACAUACUUUCCGAUGACGAUGAUUCCACAGAUGAAGAACGAAACGUGCGUUCUAUUUUAAGAAGACGUCGCCUAAGAUUUGGAAACGCAGACGGAAAUCAAAACGACGGAGAAAACGCUUAUACAAGAUACGCUUCGAACGUAGAAAGGGCGAACCCAACCGUUUAUCCUUCAAGUGGAUUGUACGAUCUAACGAAUGCGUUGGUGGGUGCGAUCACUCAUCCACAUAGGACACAGGGACACGGACUCCACCAUGUUAUACUGAAAACGGCUACUCUCCCGGCACAUGCUUUGCACAAUUUACUUGUGAAUUAUCAUCAUCGUCAUCCCGUUUAUCAUCAUGGCAUCGUCAGAAGCGCUUAUCCACAGACUGUAUCCUAUGUUGGUCAAUAUGGUCGGUGUGGCGGUUCCGUUGAUCCUACUGUCUCUUCUAUCGCCAUAAAUAAUGCGAAUAAACCAAUUGAACGGAAUUUUAUUACACCUGUUCCCAUGCCAGUUGAUCAAGUGCAGUAUUCUCCACAUAUACCGUAUAAUUACGGCAUAAACAUACAACCAGCACAACAAUAUCGAUCUUUUGGUUAUCCAUAUAGAUACAUGUAUCAAAAUCCUGUGUAUAAGGUAUUUUAUCCUAUAACUGAUAAUUAUUAUGCUCGACCUGAUACCUAUACUCAAGGUACACAAGGUACACAAGGUACACAAGGUACACAAGGUACACAAGGUCCGAUGAUUUCUGCGCCUAUUCCAUAUCAUUACUGUAUAAAUAAGGCAAAUACUGAACAGCCAAGUACAGUUCCAGCUGUUACUAGUAACCCUUUAUUUUCCAACAAUCAAGCAGAGAAGUCUAAUGAUGCAAUUAAAGAUAACAUUUCUAAAAAAGAAAAGAAAACUGAGAAAGAUGGAAACAAUAAACUAUAAUAAAGAAAUAUAAAUUAAA